This is a messenger RNA of Clunio marinus, 1413 nucleotides long. Lineage: Eukaryota; Metazoa; Arthropoda; Insecta; Diptera; Chironomidae. The record is from the annotation of a GenBank genome assembly.
AUGCGCGUUAAAAAGAAGGUCUUGAAAAAACAAGAUUUGAAUGCCGUAGUCGUUCUCGAAGACAUCUUUUCUGACUUCACUAACUGUCACGAGAAAUGUCGCUUGUGUUUCAAAGAAGUUGCUGAGCGAAAUUCAAGAAUACAAAUCACAGAUGAAAUUCAGAACAAAAUUCAUUCCGUCCUGCAAAUUCACUUGUCAUUGGAUGGAAUGGGCUCAGAAUUCAUAUGUUCAAAAUGUGAAAACAAUCUAAAUGUUUCCCAUCAGUUUACGUUCAAAAUAAAUGAGAAAUUGAAGUGUUAUGAGAAGUUUAGUAGCAAAAAAGUUGAAUAUUCCGAUGAUGAUGAUGAACUACCAGUCCCAUUUCAGGAGAAUUUCAUUAAGGUUGAAGACGACUUGAAUUUAUCAACAGAGAUGGAAUUGGUUUCACCAAUGAGUGAAAUCAAAGAAGAAAGCUCUGAAGAUGGAAGUCCAUGCAAAUCUGAAGAUGGGAAGAAUGAGGAGACAAUUGAACGUCAAAAGCAGGAUCAGUCAAAUCCUCAAUUCGUUCAAAGUUAUGUUGGUGGAAAAGUUUUAAAAAAUGGUGACACCUGCAAGCGACGUCGAUAUAUGAGACAUUUCAAAACUAAACUUCAGUGUGAUAUUUGUGGAAAAACAAUGAAAACAAAAUUCAACAUUUCUAAUCACAUGAACAUCCACAAAGAAUUUAGAACAAAAGAUUUUCAUUGUCAAAUUUGUGAAAGUUCCUUCUUUAAUAAAGGGUCACUUCGAAGCCAUAUAUCAAAGAACCAUGAAACCAAAGAAGGCUUUUAUAAUCAUAAGUUACGACCUCAUUGUUUACCUUGUGAGAUCUGUGGGAAAACGUUUACUAAGUAUACACUCAAAAAACAUCUGAAUGGAGUGCAUUUAAAUAUAAAACCAUAUCAGUGCGAUAUUUGUGGAAACAAAUUCUGUAAAGCAAGUCUUGCUAAACACAUAACUACGCAUAUUAGUUUGGAACACAGAUCAAAAGAUUUUCAUUGUCAAAUUUGCGGAAGGUCCUACUUUAAUAAAGAAUUACUUCGAAAACAUAUAUUAAAUGUUCAUGAAAAGCCAAAGCAUCUUUCCUGUUCAAUGUGUGGAAGAAGAUUUAGGAGCGAAGAAAGCUUAAAAAACCAUAAGUUACUUCCUCAUUUUUUAUCUUGUGAAUUGUGUGGAAAAAUGGUUAGAAAGAAAACACUUAAGCGACAUCUGAAGGGAGUUCAUUUCAAUAUAAAAAUCAAUGGAAAAUCAUAUCAGUGUGAUAUUUGUGGAAAGAAAUUCCGUAGACAAAAUUUUGUUCGUCACAUGAAUACACAUAUUCCAUCAGAACACAGGAGAAAAGAUAGGAAAUUUAAAACCAAAUUGAGUCCUACUCGACACAUUUUCAGUCAUUAA